GCUCACCUGGGUGGAGAAGGAGGUGAGACAGGAAGAUUCGCUGGAGGAUUUACCUGGCUGGAAAGCAGAAGCCAUGUGGGGUCCUGAAUUCUGGAGCCACGUCCAUGCGUGGGAGCGCCACAGAGGCGACAGACCCUGCUCCACCCCCCAGAAAAGGAGGGUCACCUCUCUGGCUGCGGAGGGCAUCCCUUGGAAGGGUGCCCUUCUUCUCCGGCCAGGCUUGCCUCCCGCCCCGUCUCGACCCCUGGCUUGCAGGAUCAGGGGCCUGAAGGAGAACCGUCCCUGCGAUAAGAAGCUGCAGGCGUUGAAAAAAACGAUCCUCGCCCAGCGACGCAGAUGCGUCCCCCACGGUCCAGAAAAGAGCCUCCCGCUUGAAGGGGAAACUCGGAGCACGAAACCUCUGAAGAGGAAGGUCUGCAAAGCUGCAGCCUUCUCAGCCCCAGCCUGCCCUGGUCGCAGCGAAAGAACGGGAAAGAAGCUCAGAGCCGGCCAGGACUCGGCACCCUCUUCCCGGAAGGCAGAGAAAGGCAGAGCUGUUACUUUAUUCGGGGUGUCUGCUUGGAGGGAAGGCCAGAAGCUGGCUAGAAACAUUCUCGGCCCACCACUGAAAUAUCCAAAUCUGAAAACUGAACUGAAAAGCAAAGGAAAGGGGCCUUUCCGAGGAUUUCAAGGGGAUCCCUUAACAGGAUCCCAGACAGAGCAAACCUUCGGAGAAAAUGCACAGGCUGUUCAGCCAGAGAGGAAGAAGAUAAGACAAGAGAGACACACUGCCGAACUAAACCGUAAGUGGCAGGACUGGGAAAACCCCGGCUGGGCACAGAAAUGGACCAGAAGGUGCCAGAAAGCUCCAGAGACAGAGAAGAAGAGCGAAAAUCAUCCGAGAGCUGCAGGAAGAGCGAGAACAGCAGGAUCUACAAGGGGUUCCUCUGAUGGGGUGAAGACCGCACAUUCUCCCAAGGUUCAAAGUGCAUUGGCUAAAAGGAUGAGCAUGGGAGAGACCUCCAGAUCUGGCCAGGGAAGACCGAAUGGGUCUUCUCUGAGAAGCCCAACUCCGAGGAAGGAACGCCAACCCACCACCCCGGGGGUGGAGGCCAGGAAGACGCCCUACAGUCCUGAACAGGUCCGUGAAUUUAUGGACCAGAAGGCCACUGAGAGAAAGAGGAGGAUCCAGGAAGAGAGGAGGACCUCAAAGCAGGCCCAGGAAGAGAGGAACAGGAAACUUCAAGAGGUCUACCGGAAGCAGAGAGAAGCAGCCAGCAGAAGAAGCCAUCGUGCAGAACAACCGAGAGAAGGCCUGACUUCCGUCACACGCUCCAAGAGGGAUCUUGGUUUGAAAUACCCAGGUGGGCAAUCUCCAGCAAGAGAUGGCAUGAAAGGUGUUUCUCGAGCAUCAUGGACUCUGCUAAGGAAGGAGUCAAAAUUCAGCAGUGAGUUAGAGCCGAGGAUGGACAAAACAGGACAGGGGACUCUGACCCUGGGAUUAUGUACCUCCAUAGAGCCUGAAGAUCAGCUGAGGACCCCUCUGAACCUCAAGCAGGUGGACAUCUGCUCCCCUCGGGCAAGCCAUCACUCACCGAGUCCUUUUCACCUCUGGAGAGAGAACAUUAUUGGCAUGGAGACGCCGUUCUCCUUGGACACCUCCACCUCCCCUUCUCACAGAAGCAAGCAAGACAGAGUGAGGGCCAUCCACAACUUAGCUAAAGAUCUCAGUGAGCGGUUGGGGAGAGAAAUGGAAAGGUUACAAGCCACCAAGGCCUCGAGGGACCAAGGAUGUCCACCUGGAACUCCGUCUAAGAGGUCUCAGAUGACUACUCCCCCUGCGGCUCCUCUCGAGAACGUGGAUGCUCCAGAAAAUGCAGAGUCUACCUGGGCUUCAAGACCUUCACUGAAUCCAUCAAUGUGUCCUCAAGAAAGGGCUUGUCUCAGGAGGGGGUUGGGCAUCCCAAUGGACAAGGAACGGCUCGUCCGACAUCUUCUUCCAAGGGAUGGGGCUGGCCUUGAGGUGAUGGACUCGGUUGAGAGAAGGCAAAGCAGGACUGAAGCAAAAGACCUGAAGGAAGGUCUUGCUUCAGAGAUGGGAUCUGGGGGAAAAGACCCUGCUAGGCCCCGAGCUGGCCUCUUCACUGAAAGGGGGUCGAUCCACACGCUGGUUGAAAUGCCAAAGGCUUCUUUGGAGAAGAACCGGCCAGAAGGAAGCAAUUGGCAGAAGAAACCUCCAGAAAACCAACCAGGAGCAGGUGGCCUUGUCUCCACAGCUCAGCACCAGCCAUCCGGUCUUCCUUUCCCACCAUUUAAUUUGGCCCCCGGAAAAGCCGGUGCUGCGGAAGAUCCGUCUGAGCCUGCGGGUUCAAACAGCCAGUGGAGUGAGAUUGGACACUUCUAUGGAGGGUCCAGUUCCUUCGGCCGGCUCAGCCUGACUCUGGUGGAGCAAUCUUUGAGGGAAGAGGAGCUGCGGGCCCGGCACCAGAGCGCCCUUCUCCGGCUGCGUGAGAAGGCCCUCCGGGAGAAAGCCCAGGCGGAGCUGGCUUGGCUGGAGCACGGGCAGUGCUCCCCACAGGGCUUGCAGGGAACAGGAGACCCAUCCUCCACAGCCGAGAAGCAGCUCUCCAUCCUAACCAGGUUGAAGCAAGAGCAGGCAGAAAUCAGGCAUCUGCAGAACAUCGGCCGAGCUGCCCAUCAGGAGCGUAAACUUCUCCUCCAACAGCAAAAGGAGCUCCUAGAAGUGCAGAAGACAACCACACAGCUGUGGUUACAGCUGGGUGGGCAGCAGCCACACCAGAUUUCUGAGACUCUCAACCCUCCAGGAGCUGGGAUGCUGGAGAGAGAAACGUUUGAGACCUCUUCCAGACCUGCUCCUCUUAUUGCAGCCUAUCCAGGGGAAACAGAAAGGAGAAGCAGCCACGAAGCGGAACAGCAACAGCUGGCUGAGUCGAAGAGCAUUUUGCUACCAGGGAAUCGGGAGGUGGACGGACAUGCAAAGAGGAAACCAGGAAAAGGAGAUCCAUCUUCUAAGGUCUUGGGAGCUACCAUCCAAGAUCUAUAUGAUCCUUCUGGUCAAAGAUCCCCGAAUCCAGACCUCGGUUAUGGAAGAACAGCAGAUCACUUGGCCAGACGAGGAGAAAACAGUUCUCCUGAUAACAGUUUGACCAAGAAUUCCCAAGAAGACUAUCCUGGAUCUCCAUUGGACAAAGGCCCAGGAAGUAUUGCUUCUGCAGGAACUUCUUCCAUACUUCCUGGUUUCUGCCCGUAUCCAGAAAAGUCACCAUCUGGUUUUGAAUUCCAUAAGGGCUAUGCAGUUCUAGUCCAUCUCUCUGGAAGCUCUCUUUCUGCUUCAGAUCUAGAAGACGAUGGCCAACAAGACACAGAUGUCAGCCUCCCUGAAGAAUUUGCCUUCCAGGAACCUCUGCCUGAUAACCUGGGUAUCUCUACGCAUCAUGAAGCUCCAGUGGUGCCAAGGAUAGUAAUAAAUACAGAAAGUACAUUAUCCUCCUCUGAGAAGAAACCUCAGGGCCAAAUUUCUGGUGGGGACCUUGAGUCAAAGGACUUGUGUGCUGUGUACAGUCAGGAAAAGAUCUGGGAAGACAUGGCUGGAACGGAAAGGUUGGCUGAAUCUGGUUCUGCUAUCUUAUCCAACAGUGGGAGGCUACAGGGGACCCGUACUGUGACAAAAAAGGACCACGUUCAUGCACCAACUUUGAGAAGUAGGGCAACUUCUUUGAAUGUUUCUGAAGAAUGUGCAGAAAAUGGUGGGAACAAGACGACUUCUCGAAGUCCAGCUGAGGUGAGGAUGGUCUCCUCCUCCACCAAUGAUCCUUUUCACAGUCCUGAGGGUAAAGGAGAGAAGGACCCUCUGCCUAAUGUGAUUAAGGUAAUUGGAGAAGAUGUUGAGGAUGAAAACACAUCUCACUGUGGUAACAAGGAUGCAACCGUGACAUUGGCACCAGAUGUCCCUCUGAACACUGGCACUCCUCAAGAUUCUGAGCAGCCAAUCCACAGCCCAAAGCAUUCGUUAUGCCACAGGUUUCCAAAUUCUUCUGAUCACCUGCUAGUUUCAGAGGACAAAACCGGCUGUGCCAACCGUUCAGCAGAAGAAUGUGUAUCCCACAAGCCAGACGAAAUCAGUCUCCAACUCAACAAAACGUCCCUGGGCAACAGGGACCCGGCUGAGGAAAAUCGAAAAGGUUCUUCAACCAAGAACCAAAAUACAAAUGAAGCUGGGAUGGUAGCAGUCCAUUUAAGGUCUCCCCAAGAGGGUCUCCCAAAAAACGAAGGGGACGCUGUGCAUUUAAGCAACAGGCUUCUUGCUGAACUGGAGGAUGAUGUGGUGUCUCCGGUUGAUGAAAUGUUGACUUAUGGAAGCAGCGAUCUCCCGUCUUCAACCGAAAAGGAGGUCUCAUCCUGGAGCACAGAUCUCCCAGCUCCACCCGAAAACCUAAGUGGAAAAGAUGAGGAGGCCACCUCCGGCCUUGAUUUCCCUUCUCCACCUGAUUCAGUGGCAUCUUCUGAAGCUGAAGAUCUUUCCCCACCUUGCCACCUCCCUGCAGAAGGUCUAGGCUCUUCUCCUCGUGCCUGAGACUUCUUUCCAUUCUCACAUUCGAAUCUCAGCGUAAAAAUGGAGAGGGAAAUUAUAGUUGCUUUAAAAACAAAUACAGGUGGUCCUCAGCUUGCACCCUGGCUGUUCAAAGUCACAACGGCACUGAAAAAAGGGACUUAUGGUUGCUUUUCACACUUAUAACCGCUGCAGCAUCCCUGUG
Messenger RNA from Crotalus tigris (Tiger rattlesnake), 4754 nucleotides. RefSeq names its product coiled-coil domain containing 187 (gene CCDC187). The transcript has 16 exons. Gene Ontology annotation, cellular component: centrosome. The record is from RefSeq and is a predicted model, not a curated record. The coding region runs from base 74 to 4573 and encodes 1499 amino acids. Gene Ontology annotation, biological process: microtubule anchoring. Lineage: Eukaryota; Metazoa; Chordata; Lepidosauria; Squamata; Viperidae. Gene Ontology annotation, molecular function: microtubule binding.